AAAUAUGUCAAGAAUAUAAUCUUGAACCACGAGAUUUACAAAAAAUUGAUACUGAUAUUAUUAUUAAUGUUCCAAUAAUUGAUGUACGUCAAAAUCGUUUUAUUUGUUUUUCAUAUCGAAGACUUCGAAAUUUAGUUGAAUAUAAUCGAAGUAUUUUUUUUGUUCCAUCUUCUGAUAAAGUUCUAGAAGAACCAAUUGGAAUAAAAGAUGCUCUUCAUUGGGAAUAUGUUACUCAAUCUUAUAAUCGAAAUGUUAAAUAUAUAUCGAAACUUUAUAAUGAAAGAUUUAUUAAUAAAAAAUUAAAUAAUAUUAAUAAAAUUCCAUUUGAAUUUCAAAUAACUGAAAUUAAUUUAGAAACAAUUACUUAUCGAUUAAAAUUAAAAAUAAAUCAACUUUUAAAUGAAUUUAAAAAUAUUCGAGAAGGUGCAUAUACUCGUAUUACUCCUGAAAAAUUACGUGAACUUGCUUUACUUAAAGAAAAAAUCGAUAAAUAUAAAAGAAAUGUUGAACUUGCACAUCAAUCAAUAAUUGAUGUACUUGCACAAGAUGAAGAUAUGAUUGGAAUGUAUCUUACUGAUAAACGUCAACGAGAUAUAUCUGAUCAUGUACAAAUUGAACUUUUACUUGAAGCAUCAGCUAAACAAAUGGCUGAAGUACGUCGAUCAAUAUCUGAUCUUUCUGAUUCAGUUCAUACACUUGAAAAUGCAACAGGUUUUAUGCUUGAUGCUCUUAGAAAUGAACUUAUUGGAUUUGAAAUUCAAAUUAAUAUUAUUACAAUGGGAUUUGGAAUAGGUGCUUUUAUAACAGGUUUAUAUGGAAUGAAUUUAUUAAAUAAUUUUGAACAAAAUUUAUAUGCUUUUUAUAUUGUUACUGGUACGACAUUUUCUUUUAUUUCGGGUAUUAUUAUUCUUGGCAUUAUCAGAUUAUUUCGAUAUAGAAAAAUUCGAUUACAUAGAUCAAAUAAAAAUUAA
Molecule: messenger RNA, 971 nt
Organism: Rotaria sordida
Lineage: Eukaryota; Metazoa; Rotifera; Eurotatoria; Philodinida; Philodinidae
Source: the annotation of a GenBank genome assembly